CUCACGUAUCUGAGAUUUGCCGGUGCCUCCCGGCUUCCGUCGAGCACGGCACAAGAUGGCGGCCUCCGAGACAGUUCGUUUGCGGCUCCACUUCGACUACCCGCCACCUUCCUCUCCGCGUUGUUCAGUCUUCUGGCUCCUGGCCGACCUGACCAAAUGUCGAGUGGUCACUGAUCUGGCCAGCCUCAUCCGCCACCGCUUCGGUUUCAGCUCUGGGGCGGCGUUGGGACUCUACCUGGAUGGGGGGUUACUCCCCCCCACUGAGAGCGCGCGCCUGGUGCGUGACAACGACUGCCUCAGAGUUAAAUUAGAAGAUGUUGACAUUGUUGAGAACUCUGUAGCAGUCAGUAAUGGACUCAGUUAUUCAUACAAAAAAGCACGGAAGAGGAGAACCACAUGGGAGGAAGAAGAGUCAGAUGCAGAAAAUGAUCAAUACAUAGAAAAGCAUUGGAAAGAGGGAGAGAUCAGUGAAACCUCUUCUCUGGAACCAGAUCAAGACACAAGGAAAAAAAACAAGAAGAGAAAAAGGAAUGAGGGAGGAAGUGAAAAUAAUGGAAAAUGGACCCCCCAAAAAUCAGGGAAAGAGAAGGGAGGAAAAGCUGAAGAAAAGAAACAGAAAAGGCCUCCAAAGUCUUCUAAAGCAAAGACAUUGCCAGAACGGACCAAAAAGAGGUGUGCUGUUCAGAAGAGUGCUUCCGUUAAAAAUAGUUCAGCUGAAACCAAGAGGAAAAAGGAUAUUGGCUUGUCUGCUAAAGCCAACCCUGAUACCUCAUCAGAUUCUGAUUCUUCUGCCACAUCAUCAGAUGAUAGUCACAGCAAGACAAGUCUUGGUGGUAAAAAAUCAGUAGAGAAGGAGUCAUUCAUCACAUCAAAGUCAAGCGGUUCUCACCCAAAAGCAGACAGAGUUGUUACCGGCUCUGCCAAGGCCAAAGGAACUCAAGCCUCGUCCUCUAGUUUGGAUUCCAGUUCCAGUUCAGAUGACCAGGGCGGGAUGCCCAAGAGAGCUCCAACGCCAGCUCGUCCCCCAAUGGGAGCAGCAGGAUCUCCAAGAUCUUCCCAGACAAAUGGUCCAAAUACAGACAGUCACUUAGGAACAAGACAGGAGAUGCGAUACUCUGAUCUCUGGGAUAAGCCAGUAUUGGGAAAUAGUGGGAAACAACCAACCCCUCUGACUGCAGAAGCAGCUCCUCACCCCAGCAGUUUUGGAAGGGGGAGGGGAAGAGGGGAAGACAUUUUCCCUUGGAGGGGACCUAGGGGACGGGGUUUUCGUGGAAUCAGAGGACGAGGGAGAGGGGGAAACAUUAAUUAUGUGUUUAAUGGUGAAUCCCAGAAACAACAGCAAUUAAAUGAAGUAGUAAAAAAUACUUCCAUUAUUAUCCAGAAUCCAGUGGAGACUCCCCAGAAGGACUACAGUCAACUUCCUCAAUUAGCAGCACCCCCACGGGUAGGGGAAAAGAUUGCAUUUAAGCUUUUGGAAUUGACAGCAGAUUAUUCUCCUGAUGUCUCUAGUUACAAGGAGGGGAAAAUAAUAAACUACAAUCCUGAUGCUCAGGAAGUAGAUAUUGAAAUCCUUUCAUCUUUACCUGUGGUGAAAGAGCCCGGGAAGUUUGACCUGGUAUACCAGAAUGAAAAUGGAACAGAAGUGGUAGAGUAUGCAGUAUCACAGGAUAAAAGGAUAACUAUUUGUUGGAAAGAACUGAUCGAACCAAGACUAAUUAUUGAGCCUCACACUGACACUCCAAAUACAGAACAGGCCUGACCUUUAUCAUUCCAACCAGUGUAUAUGAAGGACUAAAUAUAUAGUUUCAAAUAGCUUAUAAUUUUUGUUUGCUUUAUGACCUUGUGAAAAUGACUAUAGGUUGGACCUUUUCUAAAUAAAGUAUUUCAACAACAUAGAAUAAAAA
Molecule: messenger RNA, 1904 nt
Organism: Antechinus flavipes (yellow-footed antechinus)
Lineage: Eukaryota; Metazoa; Chordata; Mammalia; Dasyuromorphia; Dasyuridae
Gene: COIL
Product: coilin
Exons: 7
Coding region: 56-1759 (567 amino acids)
Biological process (GO): spliceosomal snRNP assembly
Cellular component (GO): Cajal body
Molecular function (GO): U2 snRNA binding; U1 snRNA binding
Source: RefSeq, a predicted model, not a curated record